Molecule: messenger RNA, 930 nt
Organism: Umbelopsis ramanniana AG
Lineage: Eukaryota; Fungi; Mucoromycota; Umbelopsidomycetes; Umbelopsidales; Umbelopsidaceae
Exons: 1
Coding region: 156-749 (197 amino acids)
Molecular function (GO): acyltransferase activity, transferring groups other than amino-acyl groups
Source: RefSeq, a predicted model, not a curated record
CUGUCAUUAUUUUAAACUGUUUGGUUUGGUCCGAUCAAUUCAUUCAUAUUGAUUGAUGGCGAGUCACGUGCUCAUUAUGCGUAUGCUUGUUACACGCCAUUUUACCACGGGCCGGUCUGAGCCCCGCACUUGCUUGUUUGUCGAUAACUCUGUCAAUGCCUUCUGUCAGCAUGGCGAAAACACCUUCGGAUCUCAGCUAUCGUCAUGUUAAAAUAGAUGAUCUCGAUACAAUAGCUAAUUUGGAAACCAAUUCUUAUGAUCCCGACGAGGCAGCCUCCCGUGAGAGCAUUGCAAAGAGAAUUGACAUUGCACAAACUCGGCCAGCAUUAUUCCUAGUCGCAACGGCACAUACUGUCAUUGAAAAGUGUGAUAUGGAACUCGGUCUCUGCACUCAAGAAGAAGUCGAAACGGUUAUAGCCUUUGUCAACGCCACUUUGACAACAUCAGACCUUGUUACGGAUGAAAGUAUGCGUAGCCACGAAGAUAACGGUACAACCGUAGCCAUCCACAGUGUUUGCGUAUCUCCACAGUAUCGAGGUCAAGGUAUUGCACAAAAGCUGCUCGAUAACUAUUUGGAUGGACUCCGUGCUGCGGCAAGCAACGGCAAUAACAAACAAUAUAAGAGAGUUGCAUUACUCAGCAGACCUCAAUUGGUUGGCUUGUACGAGAAGGCAGGAUUUAAGUGCAUUGGACAGAGCUCUGUAGUUCACGGUCCUGAGCCAUGGUUUGAUUGUAUUAUUGAUUUGUAAUAUGGGACAGGGAACGAAGAAGUUUAAUUGGGCUUUGCAAUAAAACCAAAUUUACUAUUGUAUCCUAUAUACGUUGCCAUUGGAUUUGGCUUAUAGACAGGUGAAAGGCAUGGCAUCGCUGGGUUGUAACCUGAGUACUGAUAUUAGAUGGAGUAGUGAAAUGUUGUGAUGAAGCUUGGAC